Messenger RNA from Phytophthora nicotianae INRA-310, 375 nucleotides. RefSeq lists its product as hypothetical. The transcript has 2 exons. Bases 1 to 375 code for a protein of 124 amino acids. NCBI's taxonomy places the organism in Eukaryota, Oomycota, Peronosporomycetes, Peronosporales, Peronosporaceae. The record is from RefSeq and is a predicted model, not a curated record.
AUGAACACUUCUCAAGAGUUUUCGUCGACCACGCAAAUUUGCCUCAUUCUGGGAAUCUGUUUCGGGGCACUCAUGCUUUUCUUGGUCUUUUUGGUGCGGAGAUGGUUUCGGUCCACCGUGUCCAGGAGUUCCAGAUCAUCGCGCCACCAUCCGUCGGGACCUCAGCUUAAGUUGACUGGUUGGAAGUCGCUUCGCGAGAAGCUCAUUGAGACUGAACACAGCUUUGUCCAGGGCGAGACGAGACUCGUUGCAACAGCUAGAAGUGAUGAAUCACUGUCAGAAGUGCCUUCUAUCACCAUCGAGGUGAGUCCUGCCCCGCGGAGGCCAGAAUCUCUUCCUCCAGCCGAAGCGCAGUACAUGAUGGCACCCAUGUAG